AUUUCAACAUAAUUUUGUUAUUGGAUUUGUAGAUAAUUCAUAAUUUUCAUCAAUUGGGCAGGCUUUAAGAAUAAAUUCUCAUUUGUUAAGUGAUUAGAAAGACUUUAGACGUAAUGUUUUGAUUUAAUAUAGUAAUAGAUUUAGCAUACGUGCGAUUAAAAGCCAAAUUUAAAAAAUUUGAAGCUACGAGAAGGAAGGAAAAGGAGAAAAAAUAUUGAAAAGAUAAAUUAGAGGAAAAGCCGAUAAUGAAUACGAAAAAGAAUGUUCUUGUGGGAUGCACGGGCUCAAUUGCAGCUAUAAAAUUACCCGUAGUGCUCAAUCUGUUGAAAAAACGAGAUCCAACCUUUCAAAUUCGAGUAGUUUUGACCGAGAGAGCGAAGCAUUUUGUAAAUAUCAAUGAAAUCUCAUCAAUGGCAGAAGUAUUCACCGAUCAAAGUGAAUGGCACAUAACGAAAGGACUCAACGAACAGAGUCUUCAUCUUGAACUUGUACAAUGGGCUGAUAUUUUCAUUAUUUCACCUAUGGAUGCAAAUACUUUAGGAAAAAUUAGCUCGGGAAUUUGUGAUAAUCUGCUAACGUGUGUGGCGCGAGCUUGGGAUCUACACAAACCACUUCUCUUUUGUCCUGAAAUGAAUACAAAAAUGUUCCUGCAUCCGAUCACUAGCAAACAAAUUGAGGAACUAAAGAUCUAUGGAUAUUAUGAACUUCCAUCAAUAUCAGAGACACUAUUAACGGAUAGUAGUGGAGCUGGAGCCUUAUCAGAAAUUAAUUAUAUCAUUGAUUCAAUCUUUAAUCACGUUCAACAACUCCAACAUCAAGCUAAGCAAAUGCACUCGAAUGACGGAGACUCAACGAUGGAGCCUUUUGAACAAAAAUAUAAUCAUCAUAUGCAGAAUAAGUAUGCAUCACAAAGUAGUACGCCAUCAGUUAGUCCUACGAGCGUUGUGCCACCACACAUGAGUGGAUUCGUUCAAGUCAAGCAGAGAGCUCAGCAUGGCAAUCCAGCAACUAAACCAUUCACUUGUGACAUUUGUGGUGGAAAAUUUUCUCGUUAUUCAAGCCUCUGGUCUCACAAAACCCUUCAUACUGGAAUCAAAAAAUUCGUGUGUACUAUAUGUAAUGCGAGCUUCGCAAAGGCCAAUUAUCUUAAUAAUCAUAAGAGGACACAUACAGGUGAAAAGCCUUAUCGAUGCAGUACUUGCGGUCAAUCUUUCGCUCAAUCGACACAUUUAAAGAAUCACGAAAGAAUUCAUAGCGGUGAGAAACCGUUUACGUGUGAGGUUUGCCAUAAAGAUUUUGCGAGAUAUUCAACUUUAUGGAAUCAUAGACGGAUUCAUACAGGCGAGAAGCCAUACAAAUGUUCAUGGUGCAGUUCAGCAUUUUCACAGGCAACUCAUUUAAGAAAGCACGAGAAAGUACAUUUGGGAAUCAAGCCAUUUAAAUGCGAAGUAUGUUCAUCAAGUUUCGCAGAUCGAUUUGCUCUCCAACGGCAUUCGAAAACUCAUCUUAAAACAGAACAUGGAAUCUGUUCAUAAAAGAAUUUCAAAUAGGUUUUGAUCAUAAAUGUUGAUCAUUAAAUGAUAAGACUAAGAUUUUUAAAAGUAAUAUGUCAAAUUGGUUGCUGUUCGUUGCCCAAACUUGUCAAUCGAGGUUAAUUUCACUCUAAAAUACAAUUUUACUUUUUAACAGGACUCUUUAUGUUUUUAAAUAACAUAUCUAGCAUAGCUAGCAUGACUAUCUCAAAAUUUUACCUACUUCCGUUGACUGCUUAAACGAACGUUAAAAGGAAAUAACACUUCAUUGUUUAGCAAUUGAAUCUCGAUGAAUCUUGUAAGGAAUGAGGCAGCAGCAUAGACAUUUUUGACAUAUUCAAAGCGUUCUCAAAUCAUGAAUGGAACCAACAUCUAUAAUCUUGUUUUGUUUCGACCAAAAAAGAAGUUAAUCGACAUUAGCACAAACAUUUCUCAUAAUCUCGAGCUUUCAAUAUUGUAAAGGAUCUUUUUCUUAAUAGUUUGAUGAUUACAAUAAGUAGACAGUAACAAUCCAAUGAUGAUCAAAAUAAGAAUUGAAAGUUUUUUCAUGAUUUGAAGUAAAACAAACGGAUGAUGACAUCUCUCCCUCAUGUCUUUAAUAAAAAAUAAUAAUUAGUAAUGAUAAUAAAUACUUGUAAUGAUUGAAUAUCUACAUAUUAUCUCAGAAUAAAAUUGGAUUCUUUUAACAAAU
Messenger RNA from Chironomus riparius, 2223 nucleotides. NCBI's taxonomy places the organism in Eukaryota, Metazoa, Arthropoda, Insecta, Diptera, Chironomidae. The record is from the annotation of a GenBank genome assembly.